Messenger RNA from Acytostelium subglobosum LB1, 1461 nucleotides. RefSeq lists its product as hypothetical. The coding region runs from base 1 to 1461 and encodes 486 amino acids. NCBI's taxonomy places the organism in Eukaryota, Evosea, Eumycetozoa, Acytosteliales, Acytosteliaceae. The record is from RefSeq and is a predicted model, not a curated record. The transcript has 2 exons.
AUGCCACCAUUAGAGCAACCAUCUCAGUUUGUAUAUAGUGACAAUGGCUGUGACAAUUAUAACCAAUCACAAUCACGAUCACAAUCACAAUCACAAUCACUUCAAGUUGGUUCAGUGCCUCAAUCAGUGACAUCAUUGACAUUUGAUACCUAUGACAUUCCUUUACAACCAUCUACAUUGCCCUCAUCAAUCAAGUACCUUACAUUCGGCGUGUACUAUAAUCUUGCGAUCGAUGUUGGCGUACUACCAUCAUCCCUCACAACCCUAUUCUUUGGUCAUUCAUUCAAUCGUUCACUGGAGCCAGGUGCCCUGCCCGAUUCAAUCACAUCAAUCAAGUUUGGAGACCAGUUUAACACUGAACUGGCGGAAGGAUCGUUGCCCUCAUCAUUGUUGCAUCUUAGGUUUGGCAAGAAAUACAACAUGCCUCUUAACAUUGGCGUAUUGCCUGAUUCAAUCACAUAUCUUCAUCUUGGUCGGUCAUUUGAACAGAAGCUCCAGCCAAGAGUGCUGCCCUCCUCUUUGAUCGGACUAUGUUUGAGCGAUCAUUACACGCACAACAUCGAGCCUGGAAUCCUGCCAUUGUCAAUCACUAAUCUCGAGUUUGGUGAAUUCUACGAUCAUCAACUAGAGAAUGGUGCCCUGCCAUACUCGCUAAUCAAUCUUUCAUUGGGCCGCCUAUUCAAUCAUGAUAUACUCCAUUGCUCACUACCAGUCGGCCUCAAGUCUAUCACAUUUAGCCGAGACUUUAACAAAAUGAUCGUACCAGGUACUUUGCCAACUUCGAUCACCUCCUUGGUAUUUGGGUUAGAAUUCAACACAUGCUUGGCUGUCGGCUCAUUACACGAGGGCCUGCUACAUCUCGAUGUAGGCUCAAGCCCUGGGACUCUCCCAAACAGUCUAACAAGGCUGUGCUUUGGCGUCAUGUUCAACAUUGUCCUUGAGCCCGGCUUGCUUCCUGACUCAAUCAAAACACUCAAUCUUGGAACAUUCUUCUCGGAAACAUUGCAUCCUGAUGCUCUGCCCAAGUCACUCACAAGUCUGUACAUCGAAGACAGACUACCCGUACCAAGUGAUCAAUGUCCAUCUGGUCUUGUACAUUUGAUUGCGACGGGCAUUCCGCCAGCACUACCUCCAUCGAUUACAAUACUGGAUAUUUCAUCACACCCUGCCGACACAUUCAGGUGGAACAAAGUCCAUAAUGGCAGCACAUUGAAGGAGUUACAUUUAAGAAUGGAUGGUGUCCUUGGCAAGGACAUCGAACGAACGGCGCUCGGCUUCUUCAAACAGACCAUCAGGUAUUACUUACCCAACGUGCUCGAAUACUACUUCAACCUGUAUAACCAUUAUUUCCAUACCUCAACGAUGAUACUUCGAAUGGAUGGCCUAUUCCAUGCAUUUCAACUCAUCAAGUACAUUGAGGACAUACACGAGGUUACCCAUUUCAAGUACAUAGAUAUAUGA